UUAUAUAUAUAUGACGCGCGACGCGAGAAAACCGGUCUUAAUGACACGACAAUAAAUGUGCACUACAGCGAUUUAAAUGACGUCACUCUUGUUGCGUAUUACACAUGUAAAUACGGAAAUACUGUUUAUCGUGUGCUAUUGAUAUUUUUUAAAAGUGUAUUGACUUUGGAAUUCAGAGGAAACAUUUAAAGAUGGAGGAGGAAUUAGAAGAUCUUGAAUCCCUUUACUCGGAUCAUUUUGGAAGGACUCCUAACAACUCUCAAACCACAGAAUUUUCGGGAGAUAAUAGUGACUCAGAUUAUUCUGAUGAAGGAGAAUGCGAGAAUGACGAGGCCGAACUCGUAUCUACAAGAGCAAGAGACUUCACCACCGCGAACAGUCAGUCUGAUCAUGAUGGAACGGAUAGUAAUAGUAGUGAGGAGGAAAUUUGUGAAACAUGUGAUGAUACACAGACAGUAAGACAAUUUAUUAUAAAAGGUUGUGGUUGUCGUCUUAAUUGUCAUACAAAGUUUAAAUUUGACGACAUACUGAGUCAUAUUCUUUCUAUCAGGGAAAUGACAAAGGAUGAGAAAGAACUGUGUAUCAUGUCGUUAGUGGCUGAGGGAAACGACGAGAAAACUAAACGUGGCAAAAAAAGGCAGCGUUCAAGGAAGACAUUUCGGGUAUCAGGAAAAACGGUUUGCAAAGGAACAUUCAUGUUAUGUUAUGACAUUACGAAAUAUGCAUUAGGAGCCAUUGUUAAACAUGUCAGUCAUCACGGCGUAACUCCAAGGCAGCAUGGCAACGCAGGUAAAAAACCAAAGCAUUCUAUUACGUAUGAUGAUGUCAUACGCGUUGUUUAUUUCAUCCGAAAUUAUGCAGAAGAAAGAGGUCUCCCUCAACCUGCAGCCCCUCGUUGCCUAGACAACAUCCCACCAGUGUAUCUGACGUCUGACACAACCAAAAAAGACAUGCAUCAGCUGUACAAACAGUCUUGUUCAGAUCCCCGUGUACGCGCUUUAGAGCUCACGUCAUUCAAAGACAUCUGGCGGACAUGUUUACCGCAUAUACGUAUAGCUAGCCCUAAAGAUGAUGUAUGUGCCACUUGUGAGAAGCUGCGCAGACAAAUAUCAGGUACAGUGACUGAGGAUGUGACACUAGAAACAACGACGGCACUGCGGGACCACGUACUUCUUGCACAAAAGGAACGUGAUCUAUAUAAUGAGUGCAUACGGCGUAGUGUUGACACACGUGACUCGGAGGAAAAGUUUGUCCAUCUUACAUUUGACUUUAGUCAGAACGUCAGUUUGCCUCAUUUUUCUCGCCAGAUGGGUCCAUUAUACUUUCUAACCCUACGUAAAAUACAAAUAUUCGGAGUAAGACUGGAUGGCAUGCCUCACCAACUCAACUUCCUGAUUGACGAAGAUCAAACCAUAGGUCCAGAUGGUAAAGGGACACACGGACCUGACGCUGUGCUGUCGAUGGUAGACUGGACAUUGCAGAAUCACGCUAAUCAGACUCCUGCCUUGUCGAUACACUCGGAUAAUUGCCCAGGGCAAAAUAAAAACCGUUACACUAUUGGAUAUUUUAUGUGGCGCGUUAUGACAGGACAGAAUGAAAAGAUCGAGUAUCAUAUGCAAGUACCAGGACAUGCGAGGUGUUUAGUUGAUGCGGGAUUUGCACAUCUAAAAAUUAAAUUCCGGAGGCAUGAUGUAGAAACUCUUCAACAGCUGGCCGAUGUAACAGAGAAAUCAUCUACAACCAACAGUGCUGUAUGUUACCCUCAGUGGUCAUGGCGGCAAUGGAAACCCUUUCUAGAGAGAUUUUUCAAACCAAUUAUUGGUAUAAGAAAAUUCCAGCAUUUCCGGUUCCAGUCGGACACACCGGGAGUGGUAAUGGCGAGAAAAACACCUGAAGGCGAGGAACAUUUGAUCCAAGUCUUGAAAGAACCCGGAUUCCGGUUCAGUUCAUGUGCCCGUCCAAGGGUUAUUACGCCCGGGGGAAUGACAUCAGAGCGUAAGAGAUAUUUGUCGCGAAGUGUGCGAGCGUUUGUCAGUCAAGACAGUCAGUCAUAUUAUCAGUGAUUAAGGGGCACU
Ruditapes philippinarum (Manila clam) is the source of this 2075-nucleotide messenger RNA. RefSeq lists its product as uncharacterized. Lineage: Eukaryota; Metazoa; Mollusca; Bivalvia; Venerida; Veneridae. Bases 192 to 2063 code for a protein of 623 amino acids. The record is from RefSeq and is a predicted model, not a curated record. The transcript is spliced from 6 exons.